GAUUAGGGCAUGUAUUUUGAGAAUUAUAAAUAAGAACUGUUUUCUUUAGAGGAAUUUUUUUUUCUUUAGUUUAGAAAGUACAACAAAACAAAGUUAAAAUGAAAGCAAAUUACAUAUACUUUGUAGUCUUGAUAUUGACUCGACUGGUCUAUUGUACUCGUACCACAAGACCAGGGACUCACCCUCUUUGGCCAACAAUAUAUGCUAAUGAUGGACAAUUCGAAUUUUCAAAUGCUUUAGGUGCUGCUUUGGGCACCAUUACAUCAAUUAUUCGAGUAUUAAAAGAAGGCGAAAUUCUGCCUAAUGCACAAAAUGUGACUCAUUUUGAUGCUACAUCCAGUGUGUAUAAAGAUGCUGCCUUUCAUGCUAGACUUGCAAGAACAUCAAAUUGUAGAGCGAGCUCAGAUAAAUGGGAUUGUGAACAAUGUCAAUCCACUUUACCAGAUGGCAUCGUAGUAAGAUCUUUUAGUACAUUCCCUUUGGGUGUUACUGGUAACGUUGUCCUCUCUCAUAGGGAAAGAAAAAUCUAUGUGAUGAUUAGAGGCGCAUCUUCUUUCCGUAAUAAAGUUCUGUUCUUCUCAACAAAUUUAGUUCCUCAUCCAGCAAUACCCGAUGCGCAUGUUCAAACAGGGUUUUUGGCAUCUUUGGUUGAUAUCAGAGACAUUGUUUAUAACGCUAUCCGUGAUCAAUUGCAAUUGCAUCCUAAUUAUGCAGUCAAUGUUGUAGCACACUCUUAUGGUGCGGGUGUUGGUUCAUUAGUGACAGUGGACUUGUUUCAACGACUACCACAAUUAAACGAAACAAACUUGGCCGGUUAUUUGUACGGUAAACCUAGAGUAGGUGAUUUUAACUAUGCAACUUUUGUUGCAGAAAACAACAUUCAAAUCAAGCGGUUUGUUGAAAAAGCAGAUGACAUCUGCCAUCGACCUGAUAUUCAAGAUGGAUAUGUGCAUGAAGGUGAUGAAUACUGGUUGAAGACUUCUGGACCUGAUGCUGAUCUCACAUUGUGCCCAGGGCCUUAUGAAACUAGAAACUGCUCAAGUUCUCUUGUGUUUUUUACUGGCCUUGAUCAUCUAAAUUACUUUGAUGUUCAACAAGGUUGUGAAGAUGACUUGUAUAAUCUUUUUUAAAGAAAAGACUAUAUAGGGUUGUAAGCACUUUUUUAUUUUAAUAAAUACAUUAAUGUU
Molecule: messenger RNA, 1187 nt
Organism: Gilbertella persicaria
Lineage: Eukaryota; Fungi; Mucoromycota; Mucoromycetes; Mucorales; Choanephoraceae
Product: Alpha/Beta hydrolase protein
Exons: 10
Coding region: 99-1130 (343 amino acids)
Biological process (GO): lipid metabolic process
Source: RefSeq, a predicted model, not a curated record